AUGAAAAGCUCAAAACCCACCCAAACCGCCUCCGCUCAAUCCAACACCACAUCCAGAUUGAACCCACCAACACAGGAACAAGACUCCCAGACAACACACACCACAAAUUCGGCAGGCCAAAAGACGACAAGCAAUGAAGAUAAGAAGGAGAGCAACGACACAUAUGCGAACGUGAUGCAGUCAUACUACGCAGACAAGGAUUUAACAUGGUGGCUCGAACUAGCCGGGGAUUUCAAGAGCGCAAGACAAGUCCCUCUUCCUUGCGAGGAGGAAGGGGACUUGUGA
This is a messenger RNA of Cadophora gregata, 285 nucleotides long. RefSeq lists its product as uncharacterized. NCBI's taxonomy places the organism in Eukaryota, Fungi, Ascomycota, Leotiomycetes, Helotiales, Ploettnerulaceae. Bases 1 to 285 code for a protein of 94 amino acids. The transcript has a single exon. The record is from RefSeq and is a predicted model, not a curated record.